This is a messenger RNA of Lathyrus oleraceus (garden pea), 1762 nucleotides long. RefSeq lists its product as uncharacterized. Lineage: Eukaryota; Viridiplantae; Streptophyta; Magnoliopsida; Fabales; Fabaceae. The transcript is spliced from 6 exons. The record is from RefSeq and is a predicted model, not a curated record. The coding region runs from base 59 to 1762 and encodes 567 amino acids.
AAUUUGGAACCGAAGCACUAUAUCAUCCGGGAUUUUGCAAAGACAACUCUUUCUCAAGAUGACUAAAAGAGGUGGAAAAGCUAAGGUAUUAGCACCAGGAAAACUUCAAGAAGAACGAAAUCGCAUAAUUAACAAGAAGCAUAUCGUUAGGAAACCUGCUCAAACAACAUUGUCUAUGCAGGAUGCAUCAUCGGCACCAACACCAGCUCAGGCAGCACCGUCCGUGCAGGUUGCAUCGUCGAUGCCGACAUCAGCUUCGAAAAAAUCAUCUGUGCAGGCUGCAUCGUCGAUGCCAACACCAGCUCAGGAAGCAUCGUCCGUGCAGGUUGCAUCAUCAAUGCCAACAUCAGCUUCUAAAAAAUCGUGUGUGCAGGCUGCAUCGUUGAUGCCAACACCAGCUCAGGCAGCAUCGUCCGUGCAGGCUGCAUCGUCGAUGCCAACACCAGCUCAGGCAGCAUCGUCUGUGCAGGCUGCAUCGUCGAUGCCAACACCAGCUCCAACUGUAGUACCUGUUCAUGCCACUACCUCUGAGAAAUUCAGUUUUAUGCCUACUCCAACUUUAAGCCAUCAAACAAUGGUUGGCCCUCAAAGUAUAAACCUUCAAACAAUGGCUAGCCCUUCAAAUUUGGCAGAGGAGGAAGAUGUGGAUGCUGAUGAGGAUGAGGCGGUGGGUCAAGAAACUAUUACCCCUCUUGUGCCAACAAUAGAUGAGAAUGGGAAAGUUAUUAUAAAACCAUCUGGUACUGGGCUAGUUCCUGCCAAAGAAGUUGCUGGUGCCAUUAAUUAUGCGAUACGCAAACAAUUUUAUAAACCUAUACAUCAUUGGUCUGCACUCGAUCCUGAUACGAAAGCUGAUUGGUUUAAGUUGUUUGGAGAGAAGGUUUCGUGGGAUCCUUUCGAUCAUGCAUUUGUCUAUAGCGCAUUUGAAAAAAAAGGAAGAAAACGAUUAAACGACAUGUUGGGGAAGGCGAGGAGAAAAGGGACUCGACCUUCAUGGAUUGGUGAUGAUGCUUGGGUUGAACUUCAAACUUAUUGGAAAAAGACCGAGUUUUUGGCUGUGUCUUCUCAAAACAAGACCAAUCGAGCUUCCGCAAGAGGCGGAGCAGUCCACACCACAGGCCGUAAGGCUCAUAUUGAUGUUGCACUUCAACUUUCACGUGAACUUCAAAGGGAUCUGCGUCCCGAUGAGUUAUUUUUAAAAACACACAAGAGGAAAAAUGGUGAAUGGGUUGACAGUCAUGCUGCAUCUACUUAUAAGGGUGUUACACAGAAGACUUUUAAAGAGAAGUUUGAUGCAGAACUUCAGCCAACUGAAGAAGGGAAUGGAGAGGUUGUUCAAGUGUUAGAUGGAGAGCGUGUAAAUCAGCUAUGGACAGAGGCUGCUGGGGGCCGUAACCGUGGUCGGGUUUAUGGCGCUGCAGAUUUAGCUAUUAAUCUAAAACGUGGAUCAAAAAGUUUUACCCAACAAUCUCAAACUCCUCAACACUCUAUGUUUGGGAUGUCAUUAGAAGCUGAAAGAGCAGCUAGAAUUAGAGCUGAACAAAUUGCCGAGGCUGCAACGACCCAAUUACAAGAGGCUAACGAAGCAAUGCGAGCUGCUACCGAGGCUGCAAAAGCUGCUACCGAGACUGCACAAAGGAUGGAGAGGGAGAUGAAUGCUUGGAAGGAAUUUAUGAUGAAGAAAUUUGACACUUCAACUUUUGUAUCACAUUCUCAUCAUUAUGAUGACGAUUUGGAUGAUCAAUCAUUAGAUGAAGAUUGA